UGCUGCUUCACUGCCACUGUGUUCUGUUACUACUGCUCACAUUACACUGAAAAGAGAUGAGCUCCUCUCUGCCAGGGGUUUCUAUAGUUCUGCUCACUAUAGUCACACUUGGUGCCACUGCAGUUCACUAUAAUGUCACUACUAAUGGCAAUUCUGCAGGAGCUCCAUGUGUAUUUCCCUUCUUUUACGAUGGAGACUAUUACACACAAUGUGUUCUCACAAUGAGUCUCAAUAGGUCUGUCUUGUGGUGCAGCACGACGAACAACUAUACCAGAGAUGGACAGUGGGGAGAAUGCCCGAAUUACGAUGUUUGCCUUUCCCAUGAGACUCUGUCUGACCCAUGGCGGAACAUUGGCUUCAACUUCACCUCUGUCUCUGGAUGGCGAGUGAAUGACAGUAGCUUGCAGGAGGGGUGGUAUAAGUUCAGUGGUAUUGGAGGAGAUCGUAUGGUCUACUACUGCUUAAGCUUCACUUUUGUUGGUAACACUGUCGUGCUCAAUGACGGCAGUGUAAACUCUGAUUUUGACCUGAACACAUGUGAAGCCAUCACUGGCAGUACUCAGCAUGUAGACUGUGGUGGUGGUCUGGUCCUGUAUUAUCUGAUUCCAACCAAUGAGACUUACAUCACACGUCAUUCCUCCUGCAGUGCUACUUCCUGUGGUCAGCAUGCUCGCUGUGGUCUUCUUUAUGGUAGCUGUGAGUGUGAACCUGGGAUCACCAUACCUGAUGGCAUCCUGCCCACAGGAGACUCUUAUGAAUGUUCAGAACUUAUUCUCAACUUAAGAGAAGAAUGCAAGGAUAAUUUCACAGCAGAGUGUGCGAAAGAAUUCUUGAGCAGCAUUCAGAAUAUUACAGCUCAAGGAUUACCACAGAAGAUUGUGGAAACGUAUUUGAAGAAGGUGCUGGAAUGCAUGAAUGUUUUGGAAAACACAGUUACUGACCAAAAUCAACUGGUAUUGUAUGGGAAUGCUAUACUGAAUGCUGUUGAGAAACUAGUUUCUACAUUGGUGAGGAAAACAGACACCAUCUAUGUCACAAACAUCACUCUUCAAGCUUUAGAUGUUGAAGUGUUUGUGGUGGGACCUAAUGCCUCCUUGAGUACAACCACUCAACUCAGAACAAGAAGCGGUUUAAUGGAUAUUGAUCUCAUUGGGAUUGCAAAGAACAACAAUGGAUCGGCUGCUGUGGCCUUCAUGAGCUACACCAACUUGUCAACUUUGCUGAGACCCAGCUUCUUCAACUCAUCUGUUAACACAGUGAAAACCAUGUUGUCCACUGUGGUGUCAGCCACACUGCCCAAAACCACCAACACACAGCUCACCAAACCAGUCAACUUCACAUUGAAGCACAUUGCUAGGUUGGAGCCUAAAGGCAUUCUUUCCUGUGUGUACUGGAAGGAAACCGAAUGGGUUGAAGAUGGCUGUAAUGUCACCCACACCAACAAGAGCCACACUACAUGCUCCUGUGUUCACCUAUCGACCUUCGCUCUCAUCAUGCAGCCUAAUCCAGGCGCGAGCGAUCCUCUCUUGGAGCUACUCAACAUGAUAGCUGUGUCAGUGGGGCUGGUGUUCCUGAGCUUGGCUUUGUUGACCUUUGCCCUUUGUCAGAGGGACUCAAGAGUGACCAACACAGCUCUAAUCAACCUCUGUAUAAGCCUGCUGCUGGCUCACCUCCUCUUCCUGCUCACACAAGAAUUCUUAGGCUACAUCCACCAUUAUAAGAUGGUGUGUGCAGCAAUGGCAGGUGUUCUGCACUUCCUCUUUCUCUCUGCUUUUGUGUGGAUGUUCAUUGAAGCUUUUCUGCUUUUCUUCUUUGUGAAGAACCUAACAAAGAUCAGAUCAAAGCAGAAGGAUGUGCUCAGCUGGAAAUACCUGAUUGUGAUUGGCUAUGUCAUUCCACUGGCUGUAGUUGGUGUUUCUGUUGGUCUGUUUCCUGAUGGAUAUGGCAGUGAAAAAUGCUGGAUUAAGAACAAGAAGAACUUUACCUGGAGUUUCCUGGGUCCUGUUUGUGUCAUCCUUGCAUCCAACAUUGUCCUAUUCUGUGUGAUUACUGUGAUGCUCAGAUAUGCUCUGGCAGGUCUGAACAAUCAGGUUUCCCAGUUCAGACAGACCAGAAUUCUCGUCUUCAAAACCAUUGUCCAGUUUAUCGUCCUUGGUUGUCCCUGGAUUUUGGGUUUCUUUACAGAUGGAAGUAAAGUUUUGGAGAUUGUCUUCCUGUUCCUCAACUCCCAGCAGGGCACUUUCAUCUUCCUGGUUCACUGUGUCCUCAACCAAGAGGUAAGGCAGCAAUACAGGAAGUGGCUUAGUGUGGUUUGCUCCUGCUGCAAGUCUGUCACCAUGGCAGAACCCAAGAACAACUCACAUCCUCAUUUGAAUUAAUAUAACUCAUUAUUCAAAUGGCUCAAAGACUUUUUGAUGGGAAGGAAUGGUGUGUUAAACUACCAAAAAGAGGUGGCAAUGACUGACACUUGUAAUAAUAAUAAUAAUAAUAAUAAUAGUCUGAUUUUGUUUUUCUUCUGUCAUGCAAAUAAAGUGCUUUAUAGCUUGUAUCUUUCUUCUCUUUUUGGAU
Molecule: messenger RNA, 2568 nt
Organism: Colossoma macropomum (tambaqui)
Lineage: Eukaryota; Metazoa; Chordata; Actinopteri; Characiformes; Serrasalmidae
Product: adhesion G protein-coupled receptor E3-like
Exons: 17
Coding region: 57-2378 (773 amino acids)
Biological process (GO): adenylate cyclase-activating G protein-coupled receptor signaling pathway; cell surface receptor signaling pathway
Cellular component (GO): membrane
Molecular function (GO): G protein-coupled receptor activity
Source: RefSeq, a predicted model, not a curated record